GGGUCAAGAUUGAAUUUAAAUAAACAAGGUUAUUAUUGUUUUUAAUUAUUAAUUAAAAAAUAUUGAUUUAGUAUAGCACCAUGCCAAAAAUGCAUGAAAAAUCUGUCGACAUAAUAGAAGCAGUGAACAAAGGGUAUUGGAAUGUCAUUGACCAAUUUGUAGCCAAAGGUGGAGAUAUCAAUGCCAGCUUAAGAAAAACUGGACCCCAAGCUGGGUACACUGCUCUACAUUUCGCAUUCUUAAGUAAAAAUGAUACAUUUAAUUUGGAGAUAUUGGAGAAAUGGAUAAAAACCUACGGAGCAAAUGUAAAUUGCGUGGGUGCUGAUGGUGCUCAGCCAAUUCAUUUAGCUUGUUUAAAAGGAAACUCUUAUGAAGUCGGAAUGUUAUUGAAAUCUGGUGCUGAUGCUAAUGCUGAGUUUACUAAAGAACUCGUUGAAAAAUACGAAUCUUCAAAGGAUUGGAAAUGGUCUGAUGAGUUUAAUAAGAUGACGCUCUUCGUUUUCUAUAGCAUUAACGUAGAUUUCUGCAUUUUAAGAACUUUACUUCGAUACAGCGUCAACGUUGGAAUUACCGGGAAAAAUAACAAGACACUGCUGAUGCAUGGUGCUGAAAUAGCAUCAAUGAAACAUUUAAAUCUGUUUACUGAAGAAUGGGGCAACAAGUGCAAACCGGAAUUUAUCAAUGCUAGAGACGAUUAUGGACGUCACGCUAUUCACUAUUUGCUGCCAAAUGAAAAAUUUGGGGAAUUUCGGUACGCAAGAACAGAUCCCAUUUACCACCUUCUAUGGGAGUUGAUGGAAGCUGGAGCAGAUAUCAAUGCAAUGAUUGAUAAUGAUCCAGACACUCUCUUACUCAACAGAGUGGCCUACAGAUGCGAGUACGAUACGUUGGAGGGCUUUUUGAAACUUCUUUAUCCUUAUCCUGCUGAAGGUAGGCCUUUACACUAUUGUAUGAUUCCAGUUGAUCCUGAAAAGUUUGUUGAAGACUCUGAUGACAGAAGAACGUUCGAAAUAGAAAGAAAUCGGUGUUUUAAGUUAAUCCUAGAGACUUAUACCCUAAGACGUGAAUUUGGAAUCUUUGUUCAUGAAGAAGAUAUAAAAUUAAUGGAUCAACUAAUUGCUAAAGAUACGGAAGUUAGAAAGCUUGUGGAAGACAUUCAGGAAGAUGUUAUUAAUACUUAUAAAAUUAUACCUUUCAGUGAUAGUAUGACUGUUUAUGAUCUUGUGAUUAAAGUUUUUAACAAGAGAAGUUUGAAAUUAUUGGUAAAAAAUGAUAAACGUGUUCAAGACUACGCUGACUUCUUUAGAAGCAAUUUCGGGAAACAGUAUGAUCACUUCUGGCUUUUUCUUGCAAUGUCUGGUAAAAUUCAGGACGCUUAUAAGCGAAGGAAGAUUAUGGAGAAAGUUGAGGAAAUUUCACAGCUCAAGAAAGUUAUUCCUCUGCCUUAUGAAGUUAUUUUGAUGAUUAUUGAGUAUUUUGAUAAUGAUAAUUUAAAAAACUUUGUCAACUCUUUCUACGAAUGUCCUAUUUGCAAAUAAAUUACAAUCAUUUCA
Messenger RNA from Cotesia glomerata, 1553 nucleotides. RefSeq lists its product as uncharacterized. Lineage: Eukaryota; Metazoa; Arthropoda; Insecta; Hymenoptera; Braconidae. The record is from RefSeq and is a predicted model, not a curated record. Bases 81 to 1538 code for a protein of 485 amino acids. Gene Ontology annotation, molecular function: protein binding. The transcript is spliced from 2 exons.